GACAAUCAGGGCGAUAGAGAUCUUUUAGCGAACCUUGAGGACCGACAAGAGAUGCAGAGAGCUGAUGUGGAAAGGAUGCGACAGCGAGCUCAGAUCAAGCGAAAGAUUGAGAUGCUGGAAAUUGCUCGCCCGGUCACGCAGUACACGGAGCUUCAUACGCAGUUCAAUGAAAUGAAAAGAGAGCGGGAUUUGAAGAAUCAAGAAUUGGCGGAUCUGGAAAGAGAGCUUGAACCUGCCUUGAGGGCCUUGAAUGAUAGGCAGGACUACUGUGUCAAACUGGAUGAUGUCAUAAAGCACAGAACUCAGGCGUUCGAAACUGCGGAGAAAAAGGCUUCAACUGCCGCUGCGAAGAUUGAGCGGUUCGAGGAGCAAUUCAAGGAUUUGGAUGACCAAGCCGAAGCUGAGAAGAGAAGUGGGCAGAGUCACAGGCAGAACAUCAGUAAGGUUCAGCAGAAUUUGAACAAACUCCGGCGUUCUUUGCAAGAGGAAGAGCCUGCAGCUUUGGAUCUGGACUCCUACAACGAGAGAAUUCGGGAGAAACGAACGGAGAUCAGAGAAAUCGAGGCGCAGGCGAAUAAACUCAAAGAAGAAAGACGGCCUCUUCUAGAAGCACACAAGCAUGCAGUGGAUCAGAUUAGGGAGGCAGAGGGACAGCUCAGGAAUCUCGAUUCUCAAGCUGGCCAGCAGGAAUCAAAGCUGGAACGCAUAUCUGCGGACUCUGUCAAAGCUUACCGAUGGCUACAGGAAAAUCAGAGCCGGUUUGAGAAAGAGGUCUUCGGUCCUCCAACCCUUACCUGCUCAGUCAAGGAUCCUGAGUACGCCCACGCUGUCGAAUCGUUGCUACAACGCACGGAUUUCACUGCAUUCACCACGCAAACCCGGAAUGACUUCAGGACGUUGCAGAAAGCUCUGGUUGAGCAGAGGCUCUCAGACAUCAGUAUUCGUACCUGCUCUGCCACCUUAGAUAGUCUUCGCCCAUCCGUGUCCGAUCAGCAAAUGAGAGAUCUUGGAUUUGAUGGAUGGGCCAGAGAUUUCCUGAGCGGACCCGAGCCUGUGGUAGCUAUGCUUUGUAGUGAAAAUCGCUUGCACCAAACCCCUAUAAGUCUUCGGGAUAUCAGUGAUGAGGAGUUCACGCAGCUGCAAGAUGGACCCAUAAGCUCCUGGGUGGCCGGGAAGCAGACUUAUGCUGUGGUCCGGCGACGGGAGUAUGGUCCCAGUGCAACUUCCACUCGAGUGAGACCGGUCAAACCCGCAAAAAUGUGGACUUCACAGCCGGUGGAUGAGUCUGUGAAGGAAGACAUAGUGAGGAGGAUCAAAGCACUCGAAGAUGAGGCCAGCGAGCUGCAGGAGAGGAUGAAUGGUGAUAGAGCCAGACUCGCUCAGCUGGGUAAACGAUAUGAAGAUAUCGAUAACGAGAGGAGACAACUCGAGCAGGAGAAAGGCGAGAAGCAAACGGCACUUACAAACUGGAGAGCAAUUCCGGAGAGAAUCAACCAGGAGGAACGCAAACAGAGGGAGAUCCAGGCAAUGAUUGAUGAGGUGAGAUCGAGGGUUAAGGGAAUUCGCAACCAACAAGCCCAAAUAUCGAUCAAAAAAGCCGAGGCUGCCAUCGAAUAUGCGACUGCGGUCAAUGUUCUCCAUCGACUACACGAGGAACUCAUCAAAAUCAAGAUUCGUCACAUCGAAGGCAUCUCCGAUCUCGAGGCUCUUAGAGCACGUAACGUGCAGCACCAGGAGAGGCUGAAUGCAAAGCGCGACGAAGUGAAGGCUGCCCAGCAGCAAAUCAAGGACACCACCGAGCGAAUGAAGAAGCUAUACAAGGAAGCGCAAAAGAUCCUUGCAGAUGCUAGCAGACAACCCGAUCUGGCUGAAUUUAUCCCCACUCUGGCCAACCACACCACCGAUCAGCUCGAUGCGGACAUUGAUGCCGAGAAGGCGCGCCUCGAGCUCACCCACGGAGGCAACAGCGGCGUGAUCAAGGAGUUCGAGGAACGGGCUCGUCAAAUCGACAAGCUGCGCAGCAAGCUCUCCGAUUUCGACAACAAAAUGGCGGACUACAACCACGCGAUUAACGAGAUUCGCGGCAAGUGGGAGCCCAAACUCGACCGCAUCAUCAAGAGCAUCAGCGAUGCCUUCUCCGACUCCUUUGCUCGCAUUGGCUGUGCCGGUCAGGUCACCCUGGACAAGGCCGAAGAGGAAACCGGCCCCAACGGCGAGGCUGCCGACACGGACUUCGACCAGUGGUCGAUCCAGAUCCACGUGAAGUUCCGCGAGCACGAGAAUCUGUCCCUACUAAAUGCCCACCGGCAGUCCGGCGGCGAACGCGCUGUCAGCACGAUCUUCUACCUCAUGGCGCUCCAGUCGCUGUCCGCCUCGCCGUUCCGCGUUGUCGACGAGAUCAACCAGGGUAUGGACCCGCGGAACGAGCGCAUGGUCCACGGGCGCCUGGUCGACAUCGCCUGCGCUCCGUCUGAAAGCGGCGGCGGCGGUCAGUACUUCCUGAUUACCCCCAAGCUUCUGAGCGGAUUGACCUACAAGCCUGGCAUGCGGGUUCUUUGCAUCUACAGCGGAGAGCACAUGCCUGAAGACUACAACGUCCUUAGCUUCGGCGAGGCGAUUAACAAGAUGAGAGCCGUGGCCGGCCGUAGUAAGGGCAAGGGAAGGGCGAUCGACGGUGUCCGAAGCAACGGGGACGUCGGAGUAUACGGUUGAAUGAUCUGAGACAUUACCUCGUCCUCCGUCUCGCGCGUAUCUUUGGAUAGGAGUUCUCUUUCACAUCGUUUCUUGCAGGAGUUCGACUCGCUUGUGAUACCUUUGUUUGGUUUGGAUAGGUUAAAGUGACGACGCCGGGAAGAGGGUCAUGAUGAAUUUUCUUGCAGGUGCCAAUCUUGCUUUAUGUUUUCGGAUGUACAUGAUAAAACAUAGGGAAUGGUGGGGAUCACGAAUGAGACAUUGCAUUGUUGUUGUCUUUUGCAAAACCAC
Aspergillus brunneoviolaceus CBS 621.78 is the source of this 2982-nucleotide messenger RNA. RefSeq names its product DNA repair ATPase SMC5. The transcript is spliced from 5 exons. Gene Ontology annotation, molecular function: ATP binding; ATP hydrolysis activity. Bases 52 to 2712 code for a protein of 886 amino acids. Gene Ontology annotation, biological process: double-strand break repair via homologous recombination. The record is from RefSeq and is a predicted model, not a curated record. NCBI's taxonomy places the organism in Eukaryota, Fungi, Ascomycota, Eurotiomycetes, Eurotiales, Aspergillaceae. Gene Ontology annotation, cellular component: Smc5-Smc6 complex.